This is a messenger RNA of Ectocarpus siliculosus, 828 nucleotides long. Lineage: Eukaryota; Phaeophyceae; Ectocarpales; Ectocarpaceae. The record is from the annotation of a GenBank genome assembly.
GCCAAGCCAAGCAAAAAGGCUGUUGUGCUCCUUGACACUCUGAAUAUGGCAGAAGGGUUCACAGCCGCAGACUACGUCACAAGCCUGCCUUUGUCCGAGGUGCAGGGCAAGCGAUUGUGGCUCUUGAGGGUUCCCCGACAUAUCGACACAUCCAGACUGGAGGGUGUCAAGGUUAAGCUGCCACGAAAGGGCCGGGAGGGGAAGGUGUUGGGCAGGGCCAACAAGCGAAACGAUAGCGAAGAUGGAGAUAGCGACGAGGAGGGUGGAAACCGAGACGGUGAAGAUUUGGCGCUCAGGGCAGGAGACGUUGCGGAGACCCAUGGGUUCCGGGCCCUUUUCAGCGCCAAGGAGGAUGGCGCGUUGGCCGCCGCGCCUCCAUUUGUUGGCCAGGUGAACGUUUCAGUGGACAUGCCAGAUGUUGACGCGUCCGUUGCGGAUGGCGACCCACGCGUAGACACGUUCGUCGAGCCCUACCAGGGACGGCCUCAGCUGAAGGGAAUGCGGGUGCGUUACAAGCCGGCCAGAGCAGGAUCAGAGUAUUCGCCGUGUCGCCCGCCAGCUGGACAUGAACAACCAAAGGGACGCCAAGACGAUGAAGAUGGUGCAACACCGGCUACCCCCGACCAGGGGAAAAAAGCGAAGAAAGCUUCUGCGGCCAACUCCAGAGGAGUAGCAGCGGCGCAAGCAGCAGAGGUUUCUGCAGAAACACCGAAAAGCUCCAAGAAAAAGAAGAGAAAGUCGACGGCGGGGGGGGUUCGUGCAGAGGAGGAGGGGCACGGGGUGUCUUCGGCCAAGAAGUCCAAGAAGAAGAAAGGCGUCGAAAGAUAG